AUGAAUUUCUUACGUCAAUCAAUCAAUUCUAAUUCACCACAAACAUGUCUUGAAACCAUUCGUAAAUGCGGUUCAUACUUACCUAACGAGUCCGCCACUGCGAUUUUUUCAUUCUUUGGUGGUUCAAUUCUUCGGUCGUUCGCCGCAGUCCGUACUAUUGCAAAUUCGACAAACAUCCAAGUCUAUUCAUCACUUCUUCCACAAAUCAUCGAACUUACUAAGCACAGCAACAGCUCUCUUGCCGCCCUUGCCAGCAUCUGCGUUCUUCGUCUUGGCGAUGAAUCACACAUGGACAUCGCUACUAAGCGUAUCCUUAAGAACUGCAAGAAAUGGGCUACACCACUUCUUAAAUCAGUUGCACAAGAGGCAUGUGUCUUUGCUGGCAAGUACAAAUCGGACAAGUUAACAGACGUCGCAGUUUUACUUCUCAAAUACACGAAUGACAAGAAAUCUAAGUUCUCGAUCCUUCGAUCUCUUCUUACUACAGAAGGUAUCCCUCGUUCACAACUUCUUCCUAAGCUUUCCGAGUAUUUAGAAGACUGGGACACUGUUGAUGUUGCACGUACUAUCUGUGAUUUCAUUGGUGGACAAGUUGAAUCAUUGGAAGAUCCAGAAGGUAUCAUUCCGGUUCUUUUUAACCGUGUUAACUUAGAUGUUUCAUCAGUUCGCAUGGCCGCUCUUAACACACUUUCAUGUAUUGCAUACA
Molecule: messenger RNA, 706 nt
Organism: Trichomonas vaginalis G3
Lineage: Eukaryota; Parabasalia; Trichomonadida; Trichomonadidae
Product: intracellular protein transport
Exons: 1
Biological process (GO): intra-Golgi vesicle-mediated transport; protein secretion; endoplasmic reticulum to Golgi vesicle-mediated transport
Cellular component (GO): COPI vesicle coat; Golgi membrane; endoplasmic reticulum
Source: RefSeq, a predicted model, not a curated record